Messenger RNA from Glycine soja, 4672 nucleotides. RefSeq lists its product as uncharacterized. The record is from RefSeq and is a predicted model, not a curated record. The transcript has 16 exons. NCBI's taxonomy places the organism in Eukaryota, Viridiplantae, Streptophyta, Magnoliopsida, Fabales, Fabaceae. The coding region runs from base 386 to 4309 and encodes 1307 amino acids.
GGAAAUUUGAAAUUUUAUCCCGAACAUAAGUAAUUUUGGGAGAUAGUAGACGAUUGUCAACCGUGGAGUUGACGGUGACCACAUUUCCCAAAUCGGAUAAAGGGCCCUGAUUUCAUAAAUCUUGCGGGACCCUUUCUCUCUCCUCCAUCACUUCAAUUUACCCCCAAACGAACCUCCUCUCUCUUAUUUUCUUCCAUGCUCUUUCUCUCUCUACAAUUUGAUCUCCUCCUCAAUCCUCUGGUCAAUGCAGAUACAUUUCAAGUAUCUGAUUUCUCGUACUUGUUUAUGGUUUAAUGGCUUGCAGUCAAGAGAUCCUUUACUGUUUGAGUUGCUAAGAGAAAAUAUGGUGGAAGAUGCUGGAUAUAUGUUUAGUUAACACUGACGUAUGGCAGGAAAUACUAGAUUUGAUUUAAUUGCAGCUAAAUCAGAUGAAUUGGCUUUCAAGGGGAGUUUUACAAAUGGGCAGAGAGGGAAUUUGAUGAAUGACACUUUGGACAGGUCUGCAAGCUUUCGUGAGGGUAAUGAGGGGCAGAUGUUUAUUUCGGGUGCUAAUAUGUCGCGGGGGAAUUCCACAUCAGCAGGGGAUUUGGCUUCUGUUGCUCAAUGUUUAAUGUUAGAUCCAAUAACCAUGGGAGAUCAAAAAUAUACUAGGUCAGGCGAGUUAAGACGAGUCCUGGGGAUAUCUUUUGGAAAUACUCUUGAAGAUUAUGCUUUUGGAACUGCUAAUCUGAAGCCUCCCCCUCCAGUGGCUAUGGAGGAACUAAAACGAUUCAAAGCAAGUGUACAAGAGGCUUCUGUCAGGGCUAGAUAUAGAUCAAAAAGGUUGGAUGAAUCUUUAGACAAAUUGAACAAAUGUUGGGAGGCUGUAAGCAUAAAGAAGCAACUUCGGAAUGAUUUGGUGCCAAAUGAAAGGCUGGGUGGAUCAAACUUCUCGAAGAUGGGAACUCAGACUCAUCGAAGCCCAUCAGAGUUUGUGAAUCAAAGACCAGAGGACAGACCUAAGAAUGUCAUUCUGAAUAAGCGUAUCCGUACAUCAGUUGCUGAGACACGGGCCGAAGGACUAAGUAAUAGCUUUGCAAGGCAGCCUCUGGCCAUGGGAAAGGAUAGAGACAACAUCAAGGAUGGUAGCAGAGGUUGUGAUAUUGUUGAAGAGAAGAUUCGAAGAUUACCUGCAGGUGGAGAAACAUGGGAUAGAAAAAUGAAAAGAAAACGUUCCGUGGGUACCGUUGUUGCCAGAUCCAUUGAUGGUGAAGGAGAGCAGAAAAAGGUUAUGCAUCUAAGGCUAGCUAAUGAGUCAGGUUCGCAGGGUUCUGAUGCCCAAGGUUUGAGAUCAGGAUAUUCUGGCAGUAAUAGCAAGCUUGAUGGUGCUUCCCUGCCUGCCACUUCCAAUGCAUGUACGACUGGCAAUAAUGAACAAGAAAAGGUGUCAAGGGGUUCAGUGGAUGGAUCUAAUAAGGAACGGGUUGUGCUUAAAGGAAAUAAGCUUAAUGUCCGUGACAAUAACUAUACAGGUGGUAUCCAUACUUUGACCAAAGGAAAAGUGUCAAGACCACCUCGAACAGGUGCUUUGAUGGCUGGAAACUCAUCUUCUGUUCCUCGAUCUUCUGAAAUACUUGAUGCUGAGGAACAACCUUCAAAUGUCAACAAGCCUCAUUCAGUAAGUGGUACUAUAAAUCGUAAGCGUCCUUUGCCUGUAGGAUCAUCUUCAUCUCCUAUGGCCCAAUGGGUUGGACAGAGACCCCAAAAAAUUUCUCGCACUCGAAGAGCAAAUGUGGUAUCCCCUGUCCUAAGUUCUGAUGAAGUGCAUACGUUGUUAGAAGGUUGUUCCCCUUCGGAUGUCAGUACCAGAAUGACUUCUGCUACAACUAGUGGAUUACCUAUUUCCAAUGGUGCUAUCAAUGGUGGCAUUCACCCAGGUAAAAUGAAACAUGAAAGCGUUUCAUCCCCAACCAAAUUAUCUGAAAGUGAAGAAUCUGGUGCGGGAGAAAAUGGUGAAAGUAAAUUGGAGAAAGGAUUGGAAAGUAAUGAAGUUGAUGGAAGAGCCAUAAAUAAUUCUCAUAAUACAAGUUCCUCCAUGUUAACUUCGAAAAAGAAAAAAAUACCCAACAAGGAAGAGGUUGGAGAUGGUCUGCGUAGACAGGGAAGGGGUAGUAGGGGCUCUUCAGUUUUGAAGAAUGGCAUCUCACCAAUGAAAGAGAAGUUAGAGACUCCAACCUUGAUGAAGCCAAUUAAAAAUAUGAAGCCUGCUUCUGAAAAGAAUGGAAGUAAAUCAGGGCGUCCUCCUUUGAAGAAAUCAUGCGAUAGGAAAGCUAUUAAUUGUAUUGGUCAUCCAUCAACUCACAAUUCCCCAGAUAUUGCAGUGGAGGAGGAUGAUCGUGAGGAACUGUUAGCUGCUGCCAACUUUGCUAGCAAUGCCAGCUAUAUUGGCUGUUCUAGUUCAUUUUGGAAGAAACUGGAACCUAUCUUUUCUCCUGUCAGCUUGGAAGACAUGUCCUACAUGAAGCAACUGGUUAAAACAACAGAGGUUGAUCUAAGACGUUUGUCUCAGAUGCAUGGCAUUGGAAGUGAUACACUGGAUAGACUUACACAUACAGAAAGCCCUUUGUCACAAAGUUCUAUCUCUAGAGAAAGAGAGAGAAUUGUUGUAAAUCAAACUGGUUCCAAGGAGAUAUCCUCAAUGAAUGACAUGGUUGAUCAACAUCUGGAUGUUAGUAUUUUGUGCAGACAAAUGGAUUCAGAAGUAAACAAAGUUGUGCCGUUGUAUCAAAGAGUAUUGACAGCUCUGAUCAUUGAUGAUCAAUAUGAUGAAGAAACUGUUGAAGAUGGAAAUAUGCCUUCUCUUUGUGAAAGAGAUGACUCUUCUCAGGCGGCUUGUUACGUUCAGGAUGUUGAGAACCAAUCCAGCAUCAGGAUGGAAUAUGAAUUCAACUUUGACAAGGUUUCUUGUAAUGGGAAUGCUACCUUUACUAGUUGCACAAACAUCCAUGAUCAAGAACUUAGUGUUUUUCAGCAAAUGAAUCAGGGAUCGUUGCAUCCAGAAACUGAGAGGUUAUCCAUGUUAUCUGAAAAUGGUAAUGACGAGUCAAUGGGUAUGCAUGGAAUUUCUUGCUCAUCAUCUUUCAGUCGCCAUUUUGAGCAAAUGCGUAUGGAGGAUAAACUCUUACUGGAGCUACAGAGUGUUGGCCUAUAUCCAGAACCAGUGCCUGAUCUUGCUGAUGGAGAUUGUGAAGCUAUUAAUCAAGAUAUUAUUCAAUUACAGAAAGGACUCUUCCAACAGGUCAAUAAAAAGAGAGAAUGCUUUAUGAAACUUAUCAAAGCAGUAGAACAAGACAGAGAAAUGGAACAAGGAGCCCUCGAGCAAGUUGCUAUGGACAAACUUGUUGAGUUGGCUUAUAAGAAAAAGCUGGCCACCCGUGGGACUAGUGCUGCAAGAUAUGGACUUUCAAAGGUCUCAAGGCCAGUUGCUCUGGCUUUUAUGAAGAGGACUCUUGCUAGAUGCCGCAAAUUUGAGGGAACAGGGAAAAGUUGCUUUUUGGAGCCUCUCUUUAAGGACGUCCUAUUUGCUGCUCCUGCUCAUGACAACACUGGUUCAGCUGUUGCUGCAAAUCUCUCACUAACCCGUAAUUCUCAGCAAGAAUCUGCACCAUCAGGUUAUUUUCCUUGCAGGGAGCAUGAUGUGUUGGGAAAUUUAGACCAUCCCUCCGACCAGGAUUUUGCUAGGACUGGACCAAUACUAAACAGAGGGAAGAAAAAGGAACUGCUGCUUGAUGAUGUUGGUGCUAGUCCUUCGCUGAGAUCUGCAUCAACUCCUGGUAGUUCUUUAAUAGGUGGAGCAAAGGGAAAGAGGAGUGAACGAGACAGGGACAAAGACUCUUCUGGAAGAAAUUCUGUUUCAAAAGGUGGUCGUUCUUCUGCAAAGGGUGAGCGUAAAACAAAAGCAAAGUCCAAACCAAAAACAGCUCAACUAUCUAGUUCUGGAAAUGGAUCUCUAAGCAAGUUAAUGGUAAAUACUAACUCGGAGAAUCAAUUGGCUUGUGGCUCUAAUGAGUUUGUUUCCGGUGAUGGCAACAGAAAAAGUAAAGUUGGGUCUGUAUCUCAUAACUAUAAUGCUAAUGAUUUGUCCAUUGGAACUGAGGAACCCAUAGACAUCACAUUAGACUCCAUAGAACUAGGUGUAGGUAAUGAACUUGAUGGACCUCAAGAUCUGGAUUCUUGGUUGCUGAACAUUGAGGAAGAUGGUUUGCAAGAUGAUGCGUUUGGCCUAGACAUACCAAUGGAUGAUCUGUCUGGGUUGAAUAUGCUUUUAUGAAGACGAAUGCAAUAUAUAUAUGCUCUCAAUCCCAUGCAGGAUUUGGUAUUUAUGAACAGUGCUGUGUCGGUGGAAAGCUGCAUAUACAAUUCAUGCCUCUGAUGACUGGAACUUGUAAUUAUGCCCAUUCUUUUUGUAUACUUAUUAUCUACCAUACCAAAGAUAGAAACCCAAAGAAAGGGGUAAAGAAAAAGAAAAAUGUAGUCAAUUGUUCAUAUGAUCUAGAGCUCUUUAGGUUGUAACUACUACAUUCUUCAACAAAAUUUUGAUCAUUCUGCUGUGCAUUUUCUCAUUUGGACUUCUAAAUUACUUCAUUCUAAUUCCAAUGUCAGAACCUGACAGCUUUAAGCUAAAAUUUUCGUA